This is a messenger RNA of Belonocnema kinseyi, 444 nucleotides long. RefSeq names its product histone-lysine N-methyltransferase SETMAR-like. The record is from RefSeq and is a predicted model, not a curated record. Gene Ontology annotation, molecular function: nucleic acid binding. The transcript has a single exon. NCBI's taxonomy places the organism in Eukaryota, Metazoa, Arthropoda, Insecta, Hymenoptera, Cynipidae. The coding region runs from base 1 to 444 and encodes 147 amino acids.
AUGGUGGUAGAGGACAACAGAUUAAAGAUAAGUAAGAUAGCUGAGGCUACUAGGAUAUCAAAUGAGCAAGUACGCAAUAUUUUACAUGAACAUUUGGGCAUGGAGAAGAACUGUGCUAAGUGGGUGCUGCGUUUGCUAACAGUCGACGACAACGCACCUCCCCAUAGAUCGUUCGUUGUGAUGGCUAAAAUCAGCGAAUUGAAGUUGGAAUUGUCCUCUCAUCCACCAUAUUCAGCAGAUUUUGCCCCUAGCGAGUAUCAUAUGUUCUUUCACCUUAAAAAAUGGCUCGGAGGUAAAAACUUUCAGAGCAACGAAGAAAUCAUAGAUGCUGUAAAUGCGUAUUUUGAAGGACUUGACGAAUCGUUCUAUAAAAAUGGUAUCACUGAAUUAGAGCACCGUUAUGAGAAAUGUAUUAGUCUUGAGGGAGAUUAUGCUGAAAAAUGA